CCUCCUCCUCCUCCUCCUCCUCCUCUGGUUAAGAUUUGCAGAAGCUUAUGGCCAACUCCAACAAAUCAAAAAUGGAACAAAUAGCUGAAGGAACAAGAGGAGAAGGAGAGGUGGAGCUUGGAAGAGACUUCAAGGAGAAAAACAGUAAAUAUACCACAGAUGGCUCUGUGGACAUCGGUGGGCAAGUGGCAGCCAAAGCAACGACAGGUGGAUGGGUGGCUGGGAGUAUAGUACUAGUGAACCAAGGAUUAGCGACGCUUGCUUGCUUUGGUGUUGGGGUAAACUUGGUGCUGUUCCUGACAAGAGUUGCAGGCCAAAACAAUGCUGAUGCGGCCAACAGCGUAAGCAAAUGGACGGGGACUGUCUUCAUGUUCUCCCUCCUCGGCGCCUUCCUCAGCGACUCCUAUUGGGGGAGAUACAAGACUUGUGUGGUUUUCCAAUUCAUUUUUGUCAUUGGUUUGGUAGCACUAUCCCUAAGCUCACAAAUGUUCAUGCUAAGGCCCUCCGGGUGUGGAAAGGCUAAUGAGCCAUGUGGGGCACACUCAAGCUUGGAGAUGGGAUUAUUCUACCUCUCUAUAUACUUAGUGGCCUUAGGAAAUGGAGGUUAUCAGCCCAAUAUUGCAACAUUUGGGGCAGACCAAUUUGAGGAGGGAGACCCUAGAGAAGCCCGCUCCAAAAUCUCUUUCUUUAGUUAUUUCUAUUUGGCCCUCAACUUGGGCUCGCUAUUCUCAAACACUUUUUUGAGCUAUUUUCAAGAAGAGGGACUAUGGGCCAUGAGCUAUUGGGCUUCUGCUGGCUCGGCCUCAUUGGCCCUCAUUCUAUUCCUUUGUGGAACCCGGCGGUAUCGGCAUUUUAGGCCCGGGGGGAACCCUUUGCGCCGAGUCUGCCAAGUAGUGGUUGCGGCUGUGAAGAAAUGGAAGGUCGAGAUGACGCCACGUGGAGCGGAUGAUUUGUAUGAGUUUGAUGGGAAGGAAAUUGAAGCGGGUGCUUCGGAGGGGAGCAAGAGAAUCCUCCAUUCAGAAGGAUUCAGGUUCUUAGACCGAGCCGCCCUCAUCACCUCCGACGACUUCCCCGUCUCUGGCGACUCCACCGCCGCCAACCCAUGGAGGCUCUGCACCAUCACACAAGUCGAGGAAGUAAAAUGCAUCCUCCGCCUCCUCCCCAUCUGGCUCUGCACCAUCCUCUACUCAGUUGUCUUCACUCAAAUGGCUUCCCUCUUCGUCGAGCAAGGCGCCGCCAUGAAAACCACCAUUUUUGCAGACUUUCGCAUACCACCGGCGAGCAUGUCAGCGUUCGACAUCUUCAGCGUAGCCAUCUUCAUUUUCUUCUACCGCCGAAUCCUCCAACCCAUCGCCGCCGCCCUUCGCCACGAUCCAAGGGGAUUAACAGAGCUCCAAAGAAUGGGGGUGGGGUUAAUCAUCGCCGUCGCCGCUAUGAUCACCGCCGGCAUUGUUGAACACUUCAGACUAAAGCUACAGCGCGGCGGAGAAACCAGUUCGCUCAGCAUAUUGUGGCAGGUGCCGCAAUUUAUGCUGAUUGGAGCAUCAGAGGUGUUCAUGUACGUUGGGCAGCUGGAGUUCUUCAACGAACAGGCGCCAGAAGGGCUCAAGAGCUUCGGGAGUGCUCUCUGCAUGACCUCAAUGUCAUUGGGAAAUUAUAUGAGCGAUAUUCUGGUGACUGUGGUGAUGAAGAUAACCGGAAAAGACGACAGGCCGGGGUGGAUUCCGGUUAACUUGAACAGAGGACACAUGGAUAGGUUCUACUUUCUUCUGGCUGCUCUAACAACUGCUGAUUUUGUGAUUUAUGUCAUAUGUGCAAAGUGGUAUAGGUGCAUUAAGAUUGAAGGGAAGGGGGAGGGAGAAGAAGAUGGAGAGUGCAGUGAUUAAAUCAGAAUUGUUGUGUCAUAGUAAAGGUGUGUUAUUUCUAGGGGGAAAGUUUUAGGUGAGAUUAGCUCAUCAAAGUAUUUUUGCUUUGUAUAACUUUGUAUUGUUAUGUAAUGAUAAUAAUUUAGUAUCAUACAUAGUAAGUAGUACAGAUUAUAAGA
Molecule: messenger RNA, 2044 nt
Organism: Phalaenopsis equestris
Lineage: Eukaryota; Viridiplantae; Streptophyta; Magnoliopsida; Asparagales; Orchidaceae
Product: protein NRT1/ PTR FAMILY 7.3-like
Exons: 6
Coding region: 48-1886 (612 amino acids)
Biological process (GO): transmembrane transport
Cellular component (GO): membrane
Molecular function (GO): transmembrane transporter activity
Source: RefSeq, a predicted model, not a curated record